Candidozyma haemuli is the source of this 1008-nucleotide messenger RNA. RefSeq lists its product as uncharacterized. The transcript has a single exon. NCBI's taxonomy places the organism in Eukaryota, Fungi, Ascomycota, Pichiomycetes, Serinales, Metschnikowiaceae. The record is from RefSeq and is a predicted model, not a curated record. Bases 1 to 1008 code for a protein of 335 amino acids.
AUGGCUCCACGCUCCCAAUUCUAUGACCCCACCACUGCUACAUACUACAAUCCCAAGGAAGACAGGAGAGUAGCUAUAGUUACAGGAGGCAACUCUGGUAUCGGCUGGCACACUGUGUUGCAACUCUAUCUCCAUGGAUUCAUUGUCUAUGUGGCUGGAAGAACCGAGAGCAAGGUGUUGAAGGCCAUUGAAGAUAUCAAGACUGAGGCCAAAAAGCGUGUCGAGGCUUAUAACGACUCCGAGAGGAAGGAACGCUUCUUGGGUACAGUGACCUACAUCCAUUUUGACUGCUGUGACUUGGCCUCUGUGGUAUCAUGUGCUGAGAAGUUUGCUAAGAAGGAAAACAAGCUCCAUGUUCUUAUCAACAAUGCCGGUUUGAUGGCUGUUCCUUAUGAAGAGACCAAAGAUGGUUAUGAAAUUCAGUACCAGGUGAACUUUGUUGCUCCAUUUUUGUUUACCUUGAAACUUUUGUCUAACUUGAAGGCUGCAGAAGUUGAUGGUCUUCCAAGGGUGGUGAUGCUACUGUCAGAAGGUCACAGAUCUGCUGUUAAGUAUUACGACCCAUCUGACAAGAUCAAGUGCACACCCAACUUUAUAUAUACUUGGAUUCGUUAUGGAGUCGCCAAGACAGCUGAGAUCCAUUUUGCAAAGAAGUUGGCAGAACUUCAUCCUGGAAUCUUGUCUAUUGCAGUCCAUCCUGGUGUGAUCGUGGAGACAGAGCUCUUCAACCACUGGAAGAACUUACCUUUGAUUGGUUGGGUUUACAAGAGCAGUUCAGUUGUCAUCGACAAGACCGUUGGUGUGAAGAUGGAGGAAGGUUGUUUGGCUUCCCUCAGGGCAGCGUUGGACCCUAGUCUCGAGAACGAGAACGGCAGCUACUUGACCACUGGAGGCGUUCUUUCCAAGCCUACAAAGAUUGCUUCAGAGCCAAAGUAUAUCGAAAAGACAUGGGAAGCCAACGUUGAAGAGCUCAAGAAGAAGGGUUUCUUGAGUGAAUCCGAUCUCUAA